AUGUCUCUCGACACACUCGGGCUGUUUAAUGUCAAAGGCCGCGUUGCGCUGGUCACCGGCGGAAGCAGUGGGAUAGGGCUUAUGAUCUCCAGGGGCCUGGUAUCAAACGGAGCAAAGGUUUAUCUCGUCGCUCUACCCAGCGACCCCAUAGCAGAAACCGUCCGUGAUCUGAACGAGUUAGGCCGCGACGGUGGAAGCGCAGAAGGAAUUGCCUGCGACAUCUCUUCCAAAGACGCAAUCCAGCACCUCGCCGCCACAAUAUCCGCCAAAGAACCAGCCCUGGACAUGCUCAUCUCCAACGCCGGAAUCCGGCGCGACCCCUCUCUCCCCUGCAACGUCCUCACUGCCCCAUUAGCCGAGCUCCAGGCUUCAAUGUGGUCCAUCGAUAGCAGGGACUGGGAGGAUACCUUCCGGGUGAAUACAACCGCGCACUAUUUCCUCAGCGUGGCUUUUCUCCCGCUCCUCGCUGCGGCGGCGGACCGUGUUCUGGACGGUACUGAAGGCAGGAAAGGUCGGGAUGAAGGGCGCGGGGUCGUUGUGGUGACGAGCUCUUGCGCGAGUAUGCAUAAUGCGACGAAUGUCGAUUUGACGAGCUAUGCGGCCAGCAAGGCUGCUACGGAUCAUCUGGUGAGGUUGUUGGCGGCCAAGUAUAACCGGUUCUAUGUGCGUGUUGUGGGGAUCAAUCCCGGCUUCGUUCCUAGCAAUAUGAAUCCUGUCGGUGCGGAGGGGAAUAUCUUCAGCUCGCUGUUCGACAAGGUCCCGGCCAGACGGGCAGGCAAUGCAGAGGAUAUUGCCGGGACGGUUUUGUAUCUCGUUAGCAAGGCUGGGGCAUACGUCGAUGGAAUCUCGCUUUGCAUCGAUGGCGGCCGCAUCUUGCUGGCGAAUGGACAGGAAUGA
Messenger RNA from Aspergillus versicolor CBS 583.65, 897 nucleotides. RefSeq names its product SDR family NAD(P)-dependent oxidoreductase. The coding region runs from base 1 to 897 and encodes 298 amino acids. Gene Ontology annotation, molecular function: oxidoreductase activity. The transcript is spliced from 5 exons. The record is from RefSeq and is a predicted model, not a curated record. NCBI's taxonomy places the organism in Eukaryota, Fungi, Ascomycota, Eurotiomycetes, Eurotiales, Aspergillaceae.